GCAAAACAGCUUCGUGCCAAUAAACGGGAAGAGAUGUUACAAGAGAAAAGAAGGAUUGGAAAGCUUGACAGUCCACCUCAAGCUGUGGUGUGUAAUUCAUUUAAAUACAGUAAUAGAUUGAAUUAUCUUUCUUGUCAUGUUUAAUAAUUGCCAAACCUAGAGCACCUUCUAUAAAAGAAUGGAAAGAUUUGUAUAUGUUGCAUUUAAUUUUUCUCAAUUUAAUAUUUUUAUGUUUGUAUGGAAUUGAAAUCUUAUCAAUCAUUUCAUACAUUCUGUACGUAUUGUGUAUAUUAAGGAGCUUAAAAGUUGUAGAAUAACAUAAAUGAUUCAAAACAAAGCCGGUUUCUGAUUGCUGCUGUACAUUAACUAAAGUUUUAUUCUUAAAAAGUUCUUCAAGCUGGAAAUAAUUUUUAAGUUAAGUUAAGUUCAGUUGAGUUAGGUUGAAACUUAAAAUAAGGUGUAAAAUUUAUUAUUUGGACAUUUAAUAUUAAGAUACUAUUGCGUUUAUUGUGUAUUGUUUCUGAUGAUCGUCAUGCAAAAUACAUGAACAGCUAGUUCCAAUAUUGCAGCACUAAUUUAUUCAUGGUAAGGUCAGGAACUUAACCAGGAUUUGCAAUCUACAGUAUGCGUCCAAAAUUUCUUGACCAGGUCUGCCCCCCCCCCGCUUCUAAAAACGUAAUUUGUAGCAGUAGAAAGAACACAAGACCAAACAGCUUGGUUGACCUCAAUAACAUCAACCCCGAAGUUAUUCUUGAUAUUAGUUUAAAAUACUAAAUAUUUCAAAGACAUAGGCUUGUUUGCUUCUGGAUGUAAGUGCAGGGAUGUGUGCUGUGCUGUGCUGUUGAAUGAAUAUGCUAUAGCAAAAUUUAAGCUUGUACGGUUGUAGUAAUUACUACAGACAAAAUACUGGAGUUUUAACAUUUUUCCAAUUUUGCCCAUCCACAAUCACAAGUACCUGUCCAAAAGAUGGGUGGACAGGUCUCUGGGUAAGGUGUUAUUUCUCAUCACUAAGUAGCACCAAAGUCGCCUAUCGUAAUUGCACAGAAUUGUAGCCUAAGUACUAGCUAAAUCACUUCAUAUGUGUGCACAAACUUGAAGAAUUUCUAAUUUAUAUAUGUAAAUAAACUCUUUCAUUCUGAAUGUAAAUUCAAUUUAAAUUAUGCGAUAAAAAGUUUACAUACCUUUUAGGUGUUCAGCUCUUUAGUUUUUACUCUACAUUUCCCUUUACAAGUUACUGUAUGUAAAUACCCAACUGUAGAGAUGAUAUUUUCGAAAAGAUGCUUAUUUUAGGGUGUGUGUUUCUCCAGUGAAUUUUGUGGCUAUUUUUAACAUGCUUUAGUGUGUAAUUCCUUUGUCAUCAUCCUGUGACGUAAAUGGACUGUUUGAAAAUUUGUCUAACAGCAACGAGGACAAUGUUGUAACAUUAACAGCGAAGUCUAAAUUACUAAGGUAACGAGAACCUAACUUCUUGGACUGUGAACUGUGAGUUCCAUUUCUGUGAUAAUAAUAUACAUGAAAUUCUCAAUUAUGAUUGGCUAAGAGCAGUGCAAUUUUUUCGAAGUAAUUUACAGUGCCAAAAAUGAAAUACACUGCAAAAAAGUGAAAUACAGUGCAAAAAGUGAAAAUAAUACAAAAAACCCAAACAUUACGAGUGACAAAAAUUGUUUAUAUUAAAAUUAUCUAUUUCGCAUGUGACCUACGUAUGGACAUGACUGCGGUCACUGCAUGUUUUUUUCAAGUAUAUUAUUAAUAACUAAAAGUAAUAGUAUAUACAGUUUCCCGUGGAAUUUGGAAAAACAUACACUCGUGACUUUUCAGAGACUUCAAAAUGCACUCGUCUUUGAUUUUGAUCGUCUUGGAAAAACUCACUCGCGCAUGUCUUUCCCAAAUUGCACUCGAAACCAUACUAUUACCUAUAUUAACAAUGGACCAUUUGCGUAAUAGACUAAAUUUUGAUCUAAACAAGUCUAGACAAAAAUUUCAUCACAGCUUGAAAGAGCAUCACAAAAUUAGUAAUAUUCCAAAGUUUCGUUGCGAAAUGUUGUAAAAUGCGGAUAAUAUAUAGCCUUGCGAAGUUUGCAAUUUUCAGUCAUUUUAGAUUACAAACGGGAAAUUGACAGCCCCAAAGGGUAUUGGGCUGUCAAUUUCCCAUUUGUAAUACAAAAUGACUGAAAAUUGCAAAUUUCGCAAGGCUAUAUUAUCUGCAUUUUACAACAUUUCGCAACGAAACAUUGGAAUAUUACUAAUUUUGUGAUGCUCUUUCAAGCUGUGAUGAAAUUUUUGUCUAGAUCAGAAUUUAGUCUAUUACGCAAAUGGUCAAAGUCAUCACCGAUGGGAGUUGCAACUUUCGCUCGCAAUUUGAACACCAACUCUCGUCAACUCUCAUGCACUCCCAUCAACCUUGAAUUGGUUCAAAUGUUAACAAGAUUUUAUGAGUCGGAGUUUAUGCGCAGUAAUAUCCAGCCAGCUUUCAUCAAUUCACACAAACUCUUGUUCUUGUUUAACUGGAGCAUGAGAGUUGAGAAAAUCUCAUUCAAACACAUGCCUGCUAACUCGCAUCAACUCUCAUCCUCGUUUGACUUGUAACAGUAGGUCCUCUGUAUGCAGAAAAUAGUCGAGAACGAUGCGUGAGUGAAAUGCAUGGAGUACAAUCGGAUUUGUAGGACAAAUCGUCCAAACAAUCCAUGCCUCGCAGCUGGAAAAGGACAAUAAUGCAAUUGUCUUUUGAACUCAUCUUUUGCUUUUUUCCAAACAUACAGUAGCUGUUAUAGCAACUUCCCACUCUUCUAAAGAUAGGUACUAUAUCAUCUAAGACUAUCUUUUAUAAUAACAAGGGAAGAGUACAGUAGAAUUUAUGUAGCUACAGUACUGUAUAUGUCCAAUGCAAGUUAGCUGUCUCAUUCAGUAUUCUGUUUCUUAAAUAUGUAGUUGCCCGCACAUGAAGCAGUGGUUUUCAUUCUAUUUGCCGAAAUAUGGUGAUCUGUACGAAAUUCUUGAUGCAGCAAAG
Molecule: messenger RNA, 3007 nt
Organism: Paramuricea clavata
Lineage: Eukaryota; Metazoa; Cnidaria; Anthozoa; Malacalcyonacea; Plexauridae
Source: the annotation of a GenBank genome assembly